Messenger RNA from Exophiala xenobiotica, 534 nucleotides. RefSeq lists its product as uncharacterized. The record is from RefSeq and is a predicted model, not a curated record. The coding region runs from base 1 to 534 and encodes 177 amino acids. Lineage: Eukaryota; Fungi; Ascomycota; Eurotiomycetes; Chaetothyriales; Herpotrichiellaceae. The transcript is spliced from 2 exons.
AUGAAGCUCUUCUUUAUUCUGGCGCCUCUUGCGCUUGCUGCCAGUGUCGCAGCUUCUGCUCUCCCAAAGCGUGGGGAUGGUGGCUGUCUGUCACAAAGCGAAGCCGAGUCGAUCGUGAGCCAGUACGCCUCAAUCCUGACUCAUACGGAUGUCGCAACUGCCAAUGCGACGGCUCAAGCACUCCUCGACGAGAACUACACUGAGAUCAGUGACUCGAUCUUGUCUCUUGAAGGGCAGCCACUCGGCACCGCAACCUUCGUCGGAAAACAGUUGUACAUCGCAGGGGUCCUCAAUUCGCCUGGUGUGACGGGAAUCAACACCCUCGAGAUCGACGUCGCCGGCUGCAACAAAAUCUUGUGGUAUUGGUUGUUCACUGGCAUUGGUAGUCAGCAGUAUGAGAUCAAGGGGUUCAACCUGUUCACCAUCACUCCGGCCAGUCAAAUUGUCCAGGUCAAUCUCGAGUUCAAUAGUAUUGCUUGGGCUUUGGAUACCGGGUAUCAGGUUAUUUUCCCAUCGAGCCCUGCCCCUACAUGA